AUGUCAGAAAUCGUCAACAACCUCCUCGCCAAGCUCACCGACCUUCUGGGCGACGAGUGCCAGAAGCUCAAAGGGGUGGAGCAUCAUGUGCGGUUCCUCGAGGAGGAGCUCAGCACCAUGAAAGCCUUCCUGGAGGAGCUGGGGCUGAGGGAUGAACUAGAUCCCUUGACCAAGGACUGGCGGGACCAUGUCAGGGACAUGGCUUACGACAUGGAAGAUUGCCUCGAUGACUUCCUUCUCAAUCUUGGAAGUGCCAGUGAAAACGCUGGUUUUAUCGAGCGGACCACUCAACUUGUCAAGACCCUGUGGGCGCGUCACCAGUUUACUAGCCAGAUUCAGGAGCUCAAGGAUCGUGCCAUAGAGGCGAAUCAUCGACGCAAAAGGUACAAGCUUGAUGAUAGCAGUAGCUCUAGCUCUACCCUUGUGCUCGUCGAUCCUCGGGUGUCGGCACUCUACAGAGAGGCGGCCUCCCUUGUGGGUAUUGAUGGUCCAAGGGAAGAGCUUGUCAGUUGGCUAGCAGAUAGAGAGGAAAAACUCAAGGUGGUGUCGGUUGUGGGAUUCGGAGGUCUUGGUAAAACUACACUUGCCAAACAGGUGUAUGAUAAGAUCGGCGAACAAUUCAACUGUAAGGCAUUUGUGUCGGUUUCCCAAAGACCCGACAUGGCAGCGCUCUUGAUUGGGCUACAAUCUAAGCUUGGGGGAAACACUUGUGGCACUCACGAGGUGCAAGAUAUCGUCAGUGAGCUUCAAGAGUAUCUCAGAGACAAGAGGUACUUAUUUAUUUAUCUUGGUAUGCAUCCAGAGGUCCACGAGAUCAUGAGGGAUGAUCUCGUUCGACAAUGGAUAGCCGAAAGCAUUGUGCGUGGUUUACCUGGGCAAGAUUUGGAGGAUGUUGGAAGGAGUUAUUUCAAUGAGCUUAUCAAUAGAAGCUUGAUUCAGCCUCAUUGGACAGUUGCUGGGGAUGUGCUUUCUUGCAGAGUGCAUGAUAUGAUUCGUGAUGUUAUUAUCAGCAAAUGUGAAGAAGAAAAUUUCAUGAGUGUGGUAUAUAGUUUUGAAGACAUGGAAAGGCUGCAUAAAUCCAAGCUCAAGGUUCGCCGUUUGUUCCUGAGCUCGAGUUCUAAUUAUGCAACAGAUGGUGCAAUAUCAAGGACCACUGCUGCUAGUCUGUCAAAGGUUAGAUCGAUUGUAUCAUUCGGAGAGUCCAAGUGUUUGUUACCUAGAUAUCUCCGGGUGCUGUUCGUUGAAAACAGUAGGAUCACAGUCGAUCUCAGUGAUAUCAACCGAUUGUUUCAUCUGCGGUAUUUGAAGGUUACAGCACGAGACAUAAAGCUUCCGUCUGAAUUGAAAAGGCUAGUGCAUUUGGAGACACUGGAACUGGAUGGUGGUUCGAUUCCAUCAGAUGUAGUUCAGUUGCCCCGUUUAUUCCAUCUGACUGCUUGGGGUCACAGGCUGCCUGAAGGGAUCGAGAACUUGAAAUUAUUGCGAACUCUGAAAGGGUUUGAGUUGACACAUUGCUCGUGGGAGGAUAUCGAAGGCCUAGGCAAGCUAUCCAAUUUGCGGGAGCUCUGUAUCAUCAUUAAAAAUGAAAUAAUUGAUGAUGAUCUGGUCUCCUCCAUUGAAAAGCUUCGUAACCUGAGACAUCUCAGGUUUCGUGUGCCGGAGUUUGUUGACAGUGACAGUCUGUUAUCAUUAUCUAAUGCACCCCUCUAUAUCGAGACACUUCGAAUGUGCGAUAUCGUGACCUUCAGAAUUCCAAGGUGGAUUGGUGAUCUCCAUUAUCUCCGUCGUCUGGAGCUGGCUGUUAGGGAGACAUCGACUGAUGACAUUCGUCUUCUUGGAGAGCUGCGCUCCCUAGUGGAGCUCGAUUUCACUUUGUUGAAUUUCGCUGCAAAUGGAGUUAUCAUAAUCCUUACAGGAUUAUUUCCAGCUCUGGAGUACUUUGAGUCAAAAUUAUAUGAGGAACCAGAUUAUCAGUUAAACUCUGCGGAAGACGAUGUUAUGGCACACCUGCACUUUGAGGUCGGGGCAAUGCCCAAGCUACAAAGGCUCGAGCUGCAUUCAUGGGAGGUGCACUGGGGCGGCACUACCCCAGUCGGCAUGGAGGACCUGUUAGCUCUCCAGCAAAUUGUGGUAUCAUUCGUCUACAGCAGUGACGUGAAUGAAGUGAAGCGUCGUGCCGAGUCUGCGUUCAGGGACUCCUUGCAAGCGCACCCAAACCGUCCUUCUGUUCGCAUCUUUUAG
Molecule: messenger RNA, 2241 nt
Organism: Triticum dicoccoides
Lineage: Eukaryota; Viridiplantae; Streptophyta; Magnoliopsida; Poales; Poaceae
Product: disease resistance protein RGA5-like
Exons: 2
Coding region: 1-2241 (746 amino acids)
Molecular function (GO): ADP binding
Source: RefSeq, a predicted model, not a curated record